Molecule: messenger RNA, 5413 nt
Organism: Aricia agestis (brown argus)
Lineage: Eukaryota; Metazoa; Arthropoda; Insecta; Lepidoptera; Lycaenidae
Gene: Khc
Product: kinesin heavy chain
Exons: 18
Coding region: 170-3064 (964 amino acids)
Biological process (GO): microtubule-based movement
Molecular function (GO): microtubule motor activity; microtubule binding; ATP binding
Source: RefSeq, a predicted model, not a curated record
UUUCUUCUUUGUAAAAUAUGGCCGACAUUUUGAUAGUGCUGUCAUGAAGAUUUCCCAGUGACAAUUUUUUAACUUUGUAGUUCUUCAUGCACGGUUUUAAGUUCCAAUAAUAUUUUAGUUUUUUUAACUCCAUAAAAGGUGUGUAGUGUAAGAUUAUUUUCUUUACAAUAUGGCAGCUGACCGUGAAAUAGCUGCUGAAGACAGCAUUAGAGUGGUAUGCCGAUUUCGGCCACUCAAUGACUCCGAAGAAAAGGCUGGUUCUAAAUUCAUUGUGAAAUUUCCUUCAGGCCCGGAUGAUAAUUGUAUUUCCAUAGGGGGCAAAGUAUACCUAUUUGACAAAGUCUUCAAACCCAAUGCGACACAAGAAAAAGUUUAUAAUGAAGCUGCUAAAAGUAUUGUUUCCGAUGUGCUGGCCGGGUACAACGGAACCAUAUUUGCAUACGGACAGACAAGCUCUGGAAAAACACAUACCAUGGAGGGUGUCAUAGGUGAUCCAGGAAAACAGGGUAUCAUACCACGAAUAGUGAACGACAUAUUUAACCACAUCUAUGCAAUGGAAGAAAAUCUUGAGUUCCAUAUUAAAGUUUCUUAUUUUGAAAUCUAUAUGGACAAAAUCAGAGAUCUCCUAGAUGUCUCGAAGGUGAACCUGAGUGUCCAUGAGGACAAAAACAGAGUCCCAUUUGUAAAAGGUGCUACUGAAAGAUUUGUGUCAAGUCCCGAGGAAGUUUUCGAAGUUAUUGAAGAGGGAAAAUCUAACCGGCAUAUUGCUGUUACAAACAUGAACGAACACUCUUCUAGAUCUCAUUCAGUCUUCCUCAUAAACGUCAAACAGGAAAACUUGGAAAAUCAAAAGAAACUUUCAGGAAAAUUAUACCUUGUGGAUUUGGCUGGUUCUGAAAAGGUAUCAAAAACUGGUGCUGAAGGCACGGUGCUCGAUGAAGCUAAGAAUAUCAAUAAGUCCUUAUCUGCCUUGGGUAAUGUUAUCUCGGCUCUAGCAGAUGGAAACAAAUCCCACAUUCCCUACAGAGAUUCCAAACUCACCCGUAUCCUACAAGAGUCCCUCGGAGGUAACGCUAGGACAACCAUCGUGAUUUGUUGCUCCCCUGCAUCCUUUAACGAAAGCGAAACCAAAAGUACACUCGACUUCGGUAAAAGAGCAAAGACUGUCAAGAAUGUUGUAUGUGUCAACGAGGAACUCACGGCAGAGGAAUGGAAGCGUCGUUACGAAAGGGAAAAAGAGAAGGUGGCUAGGCUGAAAGGAAAGGUUGAGAAGUUGGAGGCCGAGAUCAGCCGUUGGCGGUCAGGUGAGACCGUGCGUCCGGAGGAACAAGUCAACCUGGUUGAGAUUGACGCUGUCACUCCUGUGACGUCAUUCAUCGAAGACAAACCACCAGCAGCGCCCGUGCCAGUGGCUGUGUCUAGCGUGGUGGAGGAUGCUGCCAUGCAGGGCAAGCUGGAGGCGCUGUACCAGCAGCUGGACGACAAGGACGAGGAGAUCAACCAGCACUCGCAGCUCGUGGAGAAGCUGAAAGAGCAAAUGAUGGAGCAGGAGGAGCUGAUCGCGUGCACGAGACGCGACUACGAAGCUCUGCAGGGCGACAUGAACCGCAUCCAGCAGGAGAACGAGGCGGCCAAGGAGGAGGUGAAGGAAGUGCUGCAGGCGCUCGAGGAGCUCGCUGUCAACUACGACCAGAAGUCCCAGGAGGUCGACAGCAAGAGCCGCGAGUGCGACCAAAUGGCUGAGGACCUGCAGGCCAAGCAGAGUGCUCUGGCGACUGCGACGGCCGAGUUGCAACAGCUGCGUGACAUGUCGGCGCACCAGCGCAAGCGCAUCGCCGAGCUGCUGACCAACCUGCUGCGCGACCUGGCGGAGAUCGGCGCGGCCGUAGGCGGCUCCGAGUUGGACUUCAAGCUGAACGUGGACACCGUGGGCAAGCUGGAGGAGGAAUUCACCGUGGCCCGCCUCCACAUCAGCAAGAUGAAGAGCGAGGUCAAGAACAUCGUGCAGCGCUGCCAUUCGCUCGAGUCCGCCAAUAUUGACGCUAAUCAGAAGAUCGAGGAGUACGAGCGGUCGCUGGGAGAGUGCCGGCUUCUGAUCUCGCAGCACGAGGCGCGGUGCGCGUCCCUCGCCGAGUCCAUGCGCGAGGCCGAGAACAAGAAACGACAGCUGGAGGAAGCUGCUGAUGCGCUGAGAGAGGAGUGUGCUCGUCUACAGGCGGCGGAGCGCGUGCAGCAGGCGGCGGCGGAGCAGCGCGCGGACACGCAGGUGCGAGCGGCGCUCGAGGCCCAGCUGGAGCAGCUGCGCGCCUCGCACGCCACGCAGCUGGCCGCCCUGCGCGACGAGCUGGCCGCGCUGCAGAGACAGCACCAGGACCUCAAGGACACGUACCAGGAACUGACGCUGGCGCGCCAGCAGCUGCAGGACGACUACGACAAACUGAAGCGCGAGGAGGCGGACAAGUCGGCGAAACUCAAGGAGCUAAUCCAAAGUGUGGAGCGCCGCGAGCAAGCCCGCGCCGACCUCAAGGGGCUGGAGGACACCGUGGCUAAGGAGCUGCAGACUUUGCACAACCUGCGGAAACUGUUCGUCCAGGACCUACAGGCGCGCAUCAAGAAGUCGACGAACUCGGAGGAGGGCGCGGAGGAGGAGGGCGGCUCGCUCGCCCAGAAGCAGAAGAUCUCGUUCCUGGAGAACAACCUGGAGCAGCUGACGAAGGUGCACAAGCAGCUGGUGCGCGACAACGCCGACCUGCGCUGCGAGCUGCCCAAGCUGGAGAAGCGGCUGCGCGCCACCAUGGAGCGAGUCAAGGCGCUCGAGACCGCGCUCAAGGAAGCUAAGGAGGGUGCUAUGCGCGACCGCAAGCGGUACCAGUUCGAGGUGGACAGGAUCAAGGAGGCGGUGCGCGCCAAGAACCUCGCGCGCAGGGGCGUGCAGGCACAAAUCGCGAAGCCGAUCCGCGCGGGCGGCGGGCACCUGGCGGGCGCGGCGGGCGUGGUGCGGCCGGCGCCGGCGCACGACAUCAAACGUAAAUCCAUUGUUGUUGGCGCGCGCGAGGAAAGUUGAAGAGACAGCCGUUACGUCAUAGAGAAUCUUACUGAAACUUUAUAGAUGUACUCUAGCAUAAGGCGGCAAAAUCAUUCUUGAAAAAAUAUACCCAUAUAAUAAUUCUAAUAAUGUUUACGAAAGCCUAAUGUAAGCUGCAACAAAAAUAUCGUAGAAACCUUUUAGGCUUAACGUUUCGAGCUAUCUAAUCUUUAAGAUCACUAAGUGCACAUGUAUUUUAGUAAAGAUUACAGCUUCCGCCAUUCGUGUCUGUAUCGGCGCCGCGCGCCGGUGCGGCGCGUGUUUCAGUUCACAUAAUAUUUAUUAGAAGGUAUUCCUUUACAUAUAAAAAUAUUGUUUUUUUUUUAUAUAAUCAGAUGUUAUAUUUUUAUGGAAUGAUAGAGCGGAAAGUAUUAAGUUUCAUUCUGAUGUGCUUUAUAUAAAUUUGUGCUAAAUCAUCGUAUUAGUUGUAAUGGGAAGAAAUGGUACGCCUACGAAACUGUGAGUACAAAACACCGAGCCAGUUACCAGAGCGGAGAGUGUUGGGUCGCUGCCGUUUCUUCCCCGUCGGAGGCGAAACGUUCGCUAGCUGCGAUGACUGUAUGUUUAGAAUGUCGUGAGUUACUUGCAUACUUGCAUAUGCUGCCGCACAAAUAAAAAAAUUAAAAAAAUACAAAAAGAUCACCAAUAUUAAUCUCGUGGUUGUAGCGUUGCAAGUGUGGUGGCAGAUGCAGACCAGAGUAUAUCUUCAAUGUGUAGUUCUAGUGUAAGCUUCUUUUAAUAUAUAUUUUUAUAUUGUGAUAAGCGUUGUUAUGCCGACAUGCGAGCAUUUAAUAAGUUAACGAAGGACGACCUCGUACGGAGGUGUAUCGGGCGACGGAAUUUAAAACCAACUUUCAACUAAACAAUCGCGAUACGAUCCGCUCGUGCGAAAUGGAUUGGAUGGUAUCGAUUUUCUGUAUACUAUUAUUUGUUACAUUAUACGGUUAAAUUAAUAAAAUCUUUAAGGUUCGUCAUGAUAAUGAAAUUAUUAAGAGAUUCAUAUUAGUAUCAAAGAUUAGGCAUAAUAAUAAUGAAAGUUACGAAUAAUAUUAUACAAAUGAACUCUAAUUGUCACAUGCUGUGAAAAUUGAUAUCAUCUUUGAUUAUUCACCGGGCGGUGCGCGACUGGCCGGCGCGUGCGAGCGCUACCUAGGCGACUUGCUGCACCAGCAAGUUCUCAGCCGUUAGGUAACGACAGCGCCAGAUAAAUUCCCGACAUUUUAGUGGGCGAUUUUUAUAUUCGGACGCGGAAUAUGAAAAUCUCUUUCGACUAAACGCAAUACGUUCUGGUUACGACUCGUCGCGGCGUUCGUUCGAACCAAACCGCAAACGCUCAGCUGAAUAAGUUGAUAGUGCAUGACAAUAAAGUGACGUCAUUCCCCGGCUCAGCCCGCCGUCUACCGGCUCGAGCGAGCGCCGCGCGCGUCGGCAGCUCCCCCGUCCUUAUCUACCGCGCGCCGGCCCGCCGCGCAGCGUCGCGACUGUCCGAUCGGCGAAGGUUUCCCUCGGUCCGUUGAUUUACUUUUUUUAUUGUUCUGACAGAUCCCAAUGCUUUUUGAAUUCCUUUCGCGGCUAUUCGUAUCGUCGUACGUCCGCUUUCGAUUCGGUUGAAGUUCUCUAUUUGCUUUUAGUACGCAUCAGCUUCUCGGUAGAUCUGUAACUCUGUAAGUACUUAUGAGAUAUCGUUAGAUGUUAGCGCGUACGCACCUCACGCUGCGUCGGGAGGGGUCCUGGAACGGACGCGCCCCAGAAAGCCAAAGAUAAAUCACAACCACUAGAUUUAUUGAUCGAGAUUAUAUUAGAUCGCCAGCUGAAAUUAUCGUCGGUCCGAUCCGAAGCGCGUUCCACGGCUCCUCGAUCGUGUUGCAAUACAUUAUAUCAUUUAGGUGUAAAGUUAUAGUAAAUUAUUUCAUACUUAAGUUAGAUAUUUGAGUUUAUUAUUUUUAUUUAUUGUAAAGCAAAAAAAAAACUAAAUUAUCAUGUUUGUUUUCACUUUUGAAGUGUUGUACGCUUUUUAUAUACCUCUUUUUUACAAAGUAGAAUCAUGAUCAAAUGCAUACUAUGUACUAUUCAAAAUUGGGAGAUGCCUACGAAUGCAUUCCACGAGGAAGGCAGUAUUUUGUUGAGUCAUAAGUAACUUCUUUUGUUGGAUGUGUAUGAGAGGCUAAUAUCGGUUUCCCGAACCGACAGGCUUGCCUUUGCACCAAGUGAUUUAGUUUGUAUUGACAUCUUUUGUAUGAUGUAUUUAAUAUAUGGAAAAUUCUCCAAACGAGUGUUUUCUUGAUUUUUUUAUUUAUUUUAAAAUAAAACUAUGAAUUUAAUUUGCUA